AUGAAGCAGCCACCAGGCUAUGAAGACCCUACGCAUCCUAACUACGUGUGUCAUCUGCAACGCUCUCUCUAUGGCUUAAAACAAGCACCCCGGGCUUGGUUUAAACGUCUCCAUGAUUAUUUACUAUCAGCUGGUUUCUCCGCCUCCAAGACGGAUGUCUCACUUUUUCACUACUCGAGUGGUACAUCACGGGUAUUCCUCUUGGUCUAUGUGGAUGAUAUCAUAAUGAUGGGAAACGACUCGGCCUUAAUUGACACUUUGCUCAGACAGUUAUCCACUGCUUUUAAAAUUCGCAAUCUUGGUACUCCGGGGUUCUUUCUUGGUAUCGAGACUCUAACAACCGAUAGUGGCUUAUUACUUACUCAGCGGCGUUACAUGCAUGAUAUUUUGCAGCGAGCUGGGAUGACGGACUGCAAACCUCUGGCUACUCCAGCAGCUGUGACUAAGGCCGUUACACCAUCAGACGAACCGUACGACAAUCCAACUCAGUAUAGGCGACUUGUUGGGGCGCUACAGUAUCUCACCAUUACUCGCCCGGAUCUUUCUUACGCGGUUAACCGCCUUUGUCAGUUUAUGCACUCACCGACGGUCGAUCAUUACGGGGUUUUGAAACGAGUCUUACGGUAUAUCAAGGGCACUCUGGAAUGCGGGCUACGUCUGUCACCAUCGACCUCCACAACUAUUCACGCCUUCUCGGACUCCGACUGGGCUGGGUGUCCUGUCGACAGAAAAAGCACAAGUGGGUAUGCUGUCUUCUUAGGUUCUAAUCUUGUUUCUUAG
This is a messenger RNA of Ipomoea nil (Japanese morning glory), 780 nucleotides long. RefSeq lists its product as uncharacterized. The transcript has a single exon. The record is from RefSeq and is a predicted model, not a curated record. The coding region runs from base 1 to 780 and encodes 259 amino acids. Lineage: Eukaryota; Viridiplantae; Streptophyta; Magnoliopsida; Solanales; Convolvulaceae.